Molecule: messenger RNA, 1959 nt
Organism: Spodoptera litura
Lineage: Eukaryota; Metazoa; Arthropoda; Insecta; Lepidoptera; Noctuidae
Molecular function (GO): RNA binding; zinc ion binding
Source: RefSeq, a predicted model, not a curated record
UAUGUAGAUGUAAGAGGGGUAACUAGUAUAAAUGGUGCAUCUAUGCACCGAUCGAUCCUUUCAUUCGACGACGGUUUACGUGUAACAUUUCAUUUAUUGACUUUUUUCGUAAACGUUAUUUUUAAAUUAAUUUUUGAAAAAUGGACUCCGUAUCCGUAAGUUUUAACAAUGCGGAGGAACACAAACCUAUAUUUACACUAGCUGGCGAUCAAAAUCCUACAUCAACUACCGAUAGCUUCAUGUUUCCGGAUAAUAGAAACGUGGCUCAAGAUCCAGUAUUGCCGUCUAUGACACCAAUGAUGCCGGGUCUUGAAGGCAGUGAGCUCUUGAACAUGCUGACACAACAGGAGCCCAGAGCCGCCGAUUAUCCGCCCGCAGUCGCCGAUAUGGAGGAAUUGUUGUCAAAUAUUCGUCUGAAUGGAUCUGACAUGUUCACUGAAGAUGCCAACGUUAAUAAUUAUUUUUCAGGAUUUGGUAGUCGUACCGAGUCCGCAUCGUCUAGCGUUUGGCCUGACGCUGCGACACCGCAGCCCUCGAGGAACAGCGAAAUGAUGGAUACUUUCGACUUCCUCGUUAAAAGUUUGUCGUCGGCAAACACAUACGUGUCGAUGUUGACACGAGAGCAACUGUCAGUGCUGCGAUCCAUUCGUCCUAGUCUGUUGUAUGAAUUCCUGCAAGAAGUGGCCAAAGCACGCAGCGACCGCCGUAUGCGACGCGCCCUACCGAACGAAUGUGCCUUCUGCAAGAAUAACGGCGAGAACGAGGAGUGUUACUCUUCACAUGCACUGAAAGAUUUACGCGGUCGUGUCUUGUGCCCUGUUUUGCGCGCUUUCCGCUGUCCCCGCUGUGGCGCCACUGGUGACAGGGCCCAUACUAUCAAGUAUUGCCCGGAGGGCAGUGAAUCAGGUUCUGGAAGCCUUUCGUCCCGCAGGCGAGUGCCUCCUUCGACGUCGCUGCUGUUGAAUGGCGCCGGCGCCAACAGUUCACGCUCGCAGGCCGGGACGUCUGCGCCUUCCGCUUCCCCAGUCAGCUCACCAGCCAACCCGGGACUCUCCUACUCAUCUCUCUGGACCAACUUUGGUCUAAACUGAUCCUUGACGAGUGAAUACAAACUACUGGUCUCAAUAAUCUAUCUUUUGUCAAGCAUCGAUAGAAUUUUAACACACCCAUAUAAAGUGUCAAAAUUGUAUCUCUAGUCCAAUCGAUAGAUUAUCGAAACUUGUUAUUGCUAGACAGCGAGUAUCCUGGGUGCAAAUAUUAGAUUGUUUUUGGAUAUAACUGUACCAUUUGUUGACUAUAUCUACGCACCUCCAAGGACGCUCGUUAUUACUGUUCACUUGUGUGAAAUGUACUAUGGAAUACUGAUUCACGAUACCUUAAGCCUCGGCUUUGGUACAUUUUUUUCUGAGACCAUAAACACAAAAUAUGGUUUUCUGUUUUAAAUAUUGCGUACCGGUAUUUAUUAACAGGGAAGCUGUAUUUUCAAACUAGAGUUCGGUCAUUUUUCUACUUUACAAAGUAUAAAAGUGCACUGUAAAAGAACAUUAGUUCGAAAUAUUUUCAAAGUAUGCAGGCCAUGCUUUGGGUCAAACACCUAAUUAUGGUUUCAGAACAUUUUCUAUUUACAUUGUUUCUCUAAUUAAUUUUUCAUUGGUUUUAAAAAUAUUUAUACCUUAUGUUAUCAAAUGUCUGAAGUUGAUUAAAAUUAAUAAUAAUAUGUAAUAACAUCGAAAUAUUCAUACAUCAGCUACAAUUGAAUAGUUUCUAUUCUAAAUCUUAAUGAAUUUAUUGUUAAUAUAUUUCUCCUAUAAUCAAUUUACAUUAUUUCAUGUACACUGCAAUACUUUGGUAAAAUUAACUUUUGGCAAAAAAAAUAUUCUAAUCACUAGUUAGUGUACCAAUGAAAAAUUUUCCUUUCGCUUUUUGUAGAAUCGAAUAUAUUACUUAUUUUGAGCAUUA